AUAUAGAGGAGGGCCCCGUCCGUCACUAAACACUCAAACACCACCUACACAGACAAACUGCAGCUUGAUUAUCCCAGCACCACAACCAUGUCCGCCACUGCCACUGCCACUGCAACCGCAACCAAACGCCUCCCUCCGCUCAUCAUAGGCUCAGGCAUCUCAGGACUCACGUUCUCAACUAUCCUCGCUAAACACCCAAACUACCCGAAGGUUUUCGGCACUACCAAACCCCCACGCGUUUUUGAUGCCGCAAAGGAGUUUAGCGCAAAGUUGGGCGCGGGUCUCUCGAUCGCGCCUAAUGCCGUGCCUGCACUCAAACAAUUGGGUGUUUGGGAUGAGAUUAGAGCGGCUGGGUGUGAAAUGGAUAGGGUCUGCAUCUUCAGCGAAUCGAAAAAAGAACUGGGGCACAUGUCCGGCGACAUGUACCGCGAAGCAUGGGGCGCACCGCUGCUCACCAUCGAACGCGGCCUCCUCCAACAAAUCCUGCUCAAACACGCGCAAGAAUCCGGCGUUGACGUCCAGUACAACAAAAAGGUAACCUCCAUCACCGUCGACAAGCGAUCCGAAACCGUCUUCAUCACAUUCUCCGACGGCACAACGGAAACUGGAUCCAUGCUCAUCGGCGCCGACGGUGCACACAGCAUCACCCGCAAAACAAUGUACUCGCUGCUUGGCACCCCGGAACCGCCCAUGCGCACCCGGGGCAUCUCAACCCUCUACGGCAUCUCCGCCCCGAUCCCCCAAAUCCCCCUCGGCCACACCCAAUGGGUGAUGGGCACCAACGAGAUCUGGGGCACCUGGGCGCUAGCCAACCACAAGACCUUCUGGUUCAUCAACGAGUACGAGCCGGAGAAAGUGAAAGAAGGGCAGUGGUUCGAUGACGCGGAUGUCGAGGCGACCAAGAAGCGGUUCGAGGAUAGGUGGUUCCCUGUGGAGGGUGUGGGGAGGUUUGGCGACGUGAUGAGGGACAGCGACCGGUGCAUCAAGGUGGGGCUUUGGGAGAAAAGUUACGAGCAUGUGCAUGCGGCCGACGGGAAGAUUGUCCUGAUGGGUGAUGCCGCCCACCCCAUGGUCCCCUUCGCGGGCCAAGGCGCAAACACCGCCAUCGAAGACGCCGUCACACUCGCCAACCUCCUCCUCUCCCCCGCCGCCUCCCUCCCUACAAUAGCAGAAGCCUACGCCGCCCAACGGAUCCCGCGAACCAAGAAAAUAGUGGAUUUUGCGGGCCUGACGGGGACCUUGCAGAUGGGCGGUGGGGGUGUUGUUAGGAGGGUCAGGGAUUGGACUUAUAUGACCCCGAGGUGGGUGUUGGAGAGGAGUAUGGGGUGGUUGUAUGGGGUGCAGCCGAGGAUUGAGGGGUUGUGAAGGGGGUGGGGUUAGGCGUAGGCUAUGUGUGUUGGA
This is a messenger RNA of Fimicolochytrium jonesii, 1401 nucleotides long. RefSeq lists its product as uncharacterized. The coding region runs from base 88 to 1365 and encodes 425 amino acids. The transcript is spliced from 3 exons. Gene Ontology annotation, molecular function: monooxygenase activity; FAD binding. Lineage: Eukaryota; Fungi; Chytridiomycota; Chytridiomycetes; Spizellomycetales; Powellomycetaceae. The record is from RefSeq and is a predicted model, not a curated record.